AUGCGGCCCCCGCUGCUGCUGCCGCUGCUCGCCGCGCUGCUCCGCGCGCCCUCCGCGCACGGCCUCAACGGGCUGGAGGCCAAGGCGGGGGCCAGCGCCGAGGCGGCGGCGGAGCCCACGGCGCUGCCCACGGCGGCCGAGCGCGAGGCCGAGGCGCGCUUGGUGACCACGGCGCCCACGCUCAAGCUGCUCAACCACCACCCGCUGCUCGAGGACCUGCUGCACGAGGCCUUCCUCAAGAAGGACUACCUGGCGCAGGCGCCCCCGCGGCCGCCCGCCCGCACCCCGCCGCCCGCCUUCGCCCCCGCGCCGCUCACCACGGCCGCCGGCCGCCCCGGCACCUGGGAUGCGCCCAGGGCGCCCGCCACGGAUGCGCCCGCCGCGGAUGUGCCCGCCGCGGAGCCCAGCGUGGAGCCGCCCUCUGUGCCGAGCGCCUCCCCGGACCCCCCUGGCACCCCGGAGGAGCCCCCCGCCACCUCCACCAUCACCACCACCACUGUCACCACCGUGCAGGGGCCGCCGGGCGGGCAUGAGGUCCCCGGGGGGCUCCCCGCGGCGGCCCCGGCCCCCUGCAACCGCAGCCUGGCGGGGCCCGAGGGCUCCGUGGCCUCCCCGGAGCCCGCCGGGGUGCCGCACGCCGGCAGCCUGGAUUGCACCUACAGCAUCUCCGUGUACCCCGGCUACGGCGUGGAGAUCAAGGUGCACAACGUGAGCCUGGCGGCGGGCGAGACGCUGACGGUGGAGGGCGCCGGCGGCGCCGAGCCGGCCCUGCUGGCCAACGAGUCCUUCCUGCAGCGGGGCCAGGUGAUCCGCAGCCCCGCCAACCUCGUCACCCUGCGCUUCCAGAGCCCCCAGCCCGAGCGCCCCGGCACUUUCCGCUUCCACUUCCAAGCCUACCUGCUGAGCUGCCCCUUCCCGGCGCGGCCGGCGGCCGGCGACGUCUCGGUGAGCAGCUUGCACCCCGGCGGGGACGCCCGGUUCCGCUGCGCCGCGGGCUACCAGCUGCAGGGCGCCCGCGCGCUGGCGUGCCGCAACGCCACGCGGCCCUUCUGGAGCGGCCGCGAGCCCCGCUGCGUGGCGGCGUGCGGCGGCGUCAUCCGCAACGCCACGGUGGGCCGCGUCGUCUCGCCCGGCUUCCCCGGCAACUACAGCCACAACCUGACGUGCCACUGGCUGCUGGAGGCGCCCGCCGGGCACCGCCUGCACCUGCACUUCGAGAAGGUCUCGCUGGCCGAGGAUGACGACAGGCUCAUCAUCCGCAACGGGAACAACGUGGAGGCGCCGCCGGUGUACGACUCGUACGAGGUGGAGUACCUGCCCAUCGAGGGGCUGCUCAGCACCGGGCGCCACUUCUUCGUGGAGCUCACCACCGACAGCAGCGGCGCCGCGGCGGGCAUGGCGCUGCACUACGAGGCCUUUGAGCGCGGCCACUGCUACGAGCCCUUCGUCAAGUACGGCAACUUCACAGCCAGCGACAGCCGCUACCCUGUGGGCACCACGGUGGAGUUCAGCUGCGACCCCGGCUACACGCUCGAGCAGGGCUCCACCAUCAUCGAGUGCGUGGAUCCCGGAGACCCGCAGUGGAACGAGACGGAGCCGGCGUGCCGCGCCGUGUGCAGCGGGGAGCUCACGGACGCGGCCGGCGUGGUGCUGUCGCCCAACUGGCCCGAGCCCUACGGCAAGGGCCAGGACUGCAUCUGGGGGCUGCACGUGGAGGAGGACAAGCGCGUCAUGCUGGACGUCCGCGUGCUGCGCAUGGGCAAGGGCGACGUGCUCACCUUCUACGACGGGGACGACCUGACGGCGCGCAUCCUGGGCCAGUACACGGGCACCCGCGGGCGCUUCAAGCUCUACGCCUCCACGGCCGACGUCACCAUCCAGUUCCAGUCGGACCCCGGCGCCGGCGUCUUCGGCUACCAGCAGGGCUUCGUCAUCCACUUCUCCGAGGUGCCCCGCAACGACACGUGCCCCGAGCUGCCCGAGAUCCCCAACGGCUGGAAGACCACAUCGCACCCCGAGCUGGUGCACGGCACCGUCGUCACCUACCACUGCUACCCCGGCUUCGAGCUCGCCGGCACCGACGUCCUCAUGUGCCACUGGGACCUCACGUGGAGCGGCGACCUGCCGGCGUGCGAGCGGGUGACGUCCUGCCGCGACCCCGGCGACGCGGAGCACGGCCGCAGGGUGGUCUCGAGCGCCAAGUUCCCCGUGGGGUCCACGGUGCAGUACGUGUGCGACAAGGGCUACGUGCUGGCGGGCGCCGCGCUGCUCAGCUGCCACGACCGCGCCGCGGGGGGACCCAAGUGGAGCGACCGCGUCCCCAAGUGCAUCCCGGAGACGUACGAGCCGUGCCACAACCCCGGGGCGCCCGCCAACGGCGCGCAGAGCCCCGAGCGGCGGCUGUACCCGGCGGGCGCCGCGCUGCGCUUCUCCUGCGCCGCCGGGCACGUGCUGCUGGGCGAGGGCAGCCUGCGCUGCCUGCCCGGGCACCCGUCGCGCUGGAGCGGCUCGCCGCCCAUCUGCAAAGCGGCCUCCUACGAUGAGUUCUACAGCAACCGCAACCUGGACGCCGUGGCCAAGGCGGUGCCGGUGGCGGCGGGGAAGCCGCUGGAGGGCCCCAACGUGGCCAUCGCCGUCCUGCUGCCCGUGCUGGCCGUGGCGCUGCUCGCCGGCGCCGCGUACCUCUAUUUCUCGAGGCUGCAGGGGAAGCCGGCGCUGCAGCUGCCCCUGGCCUCCUCGCACCCCUACGACCACAUCACGGUGGAGGCGGCCUUCGACAACCCCACCUACGAGACCGGAUCUGCUUUCUUUGCAGGAGACCAGAGAAUAUGAGGUGUCCAUCUAGGCGGAGG
This is a messenger RNA of Nothoprocta perdicaria, 2852 nucleotides long. It is a transcript of the gene SEZ6, whose product is annotated as seizure related 6 homolog. Gene Ontology annotation, biological process: regulation of dendrite development; synapse maturation. The transcript has 16 exons. Gene Ontology annotation, cellular component: neuronal cell body; dendritic shaft; endoplasmic reticulum. NCBI's taxonomy places the organism in Eukaryota, Metazoa, Chordata, Aves, Tinamiformes, Tinamidae. The record is from RefSeq and is a predicted model, not a curated record. The coding region runs from base 1 to 2832 and encodes 943 amino acids.